UUGGUUUAACACGUUGUAUGGAAUACGAUGAAAUGUGAAAACGUAUUUAAUAUGACUGGAAAUUAUUAGUAAACAUUAAAGUGAGAAUCGUUCGACAAAGCGAAGCAAAAAUAUUGCUGAGUGAGUGCAUAAAAUUAUUGAGGUCUGAAGUUUCGUUGGACAUUCUUUUUAUGUGUAAUAAACUGAAAAAUAUUAGUUCAGCUACCAAUGCUGGUCACAGAACAUCCGAUUUUAAAUAUCCAACCACAAGUGAUUCGGCUACCGUAACGAAAUAUUCGUGAAUAUGGCGAGUGAUUCGAAGGGUGAUAUUAAGAGCUUUUAUGCGAAGAAAAAUGUUUUCGUGACUGGUGCAACGGGAUAUCUCGGUAAAGUUUUGAUCGAAAAAUUGUUACGCGACUGCAAGGAUAUGGGCAAAAUGUACAUUAUGUUACGAGCGAAUAGUGAAUGUGAUGCAGCGACAAAAUUUGACAAAUUCAAUAAAAGUGCAAUUUUCGACAUAAUUAAAAAGGAAAAUCCAUCGGCUAUGGAUAAAAUACAUCUGGUCGUCGGUGAUAUGAGUGCCAAAAAUUUGAAACUAUCGGAUGACGACGUGAAACUGUUAACGAAUGAUGUGAAUGUUCUAUUCCACUGUGCCGCGUCGGUACGAUUCGAUGAGACACUCAAAUUUGCGGUUACAUUAAAUGCUAGAGGAACACAGCAAUUGUUGGAAUUGGCUAAGAAAAUGAAAAGCCUGGAAGCAUUUGUUCAUGUUUCGACGGCAUUUUCCAACACAAAUGUUAAAAAUGUCCAGGAAAUCGUCUACGAGCCCAUUAUGGAUUAUAACACAAUUAUUGAAGCAUCCGAAAAUGAAGGGAGGGAUAUCUGGCAAAGCAUCGAAAAGGCAGUGAGGAGGCAGUUUCCGAACACUUAUGUAUUUUCGAAAAAUUUAGCAGAGAAAAUUGUAUACGAUGCCAGGGACACUGUUCCUGUGACAAUUGUCCGACCAUCUUUAGUUACACCCUCAUUUAAGGAACCAUAUCCUGGUUGGGUUGACAGUUUAAAUGGACCAAUUUCUAUUUGUGUGGCAGCUGGUACGGGAAUUCUUCGAACCGUUUAUGGGAGUGGUUCGGUUAUUCCCGACAUGCUUCCAGUCGACUUUGCUGUGAAUUCUUUCAUUGUAGCCGCUGCAUUUGUGGGUCGGAAUAAAUGUAACGACUGUCCCGUAUACAAUUGCACGACCAGUUCCGAAGCACCAAUAUCGUGGAAUGAUUUUUUGGAAGUUGGAAAAAAGGCAUACGUAGAAUUUCCAUCGGAGAAAAUACUGUGGUAUCCUGGCGGCAAAAUGGAACCAAACACCGUUCUAUAUUUGUGUCGAUUCAUUUUUUUGCAAUUCAUACCGGCCCUGUUCAUCGAUUUAAUGUGCAUCAUUACUGGCAAAAAACCUUGGCUAACGAAAAUUCAAAGGAAAAUUUUCACGUCUUUGAACAUCAUUUCGUAUUUCUUGAAGCGACAGUGGUACUGGGAAAACAACAAUUACAAAUCAUUGUACGAGAAUUUAUCACCGUCCGACAAAUUUACAUUCGAUUUUGAUGCGACGAAAAUCGACUAUUUGGAUUAUGUGAAAGAUUGGUUGUCCGGAUCCCGGAAGUUCAUCCUUAAGCUUGAUGAUUCCACAUUGCCAGCGGCAAGGCAAAAACUUCGCAUUAUGUAUUGGAUCGAUUCGGUGGCGAAUGUUGGUUUUUAUGCUGGUGUUGCGUACCUAAUUGCAUUUCUAUUGAAAAAGUUUGUGGUGUUAGGCGGAGUUGCACACGUUGAAUGCAACACCUGUACCAAAUUUGAGUUGCAUAAUUGAAAUAAGUUGCGAAAAAUAUUCGUGAUGAUGUUUCUAGAUGUGUAAUCGACUACCAGUAAGCAAAUAUUUAUUUUCUUUACUUUUAUUUAUUAAAGCCUGACCCAAAUAAAGAGUAAACAAAAUAUUUCUUUAAACAAGAAACUGCAACUAUAUGCACUUAGAGGUUUAUACACAGCAAUAUUACACAAUCAACCAUUUUCUGAAUUGCUUGCUUAAAAUGUGCGACUUUUGAUGUGCGAAAUAUUUUUCAUUUUAAAUAAAAAAAAAUCAA
Molecule: messenger RNA, 2102 nt
Organism: Bradysia coprophila
Lineage: Eukaryota; Metazoa; Arthropoda; Insecta; Diptera; Sciaridae
Product: fatty acyl-CoA reductase 1-like
Biological process (GO): long-chain fatty-acyl-CoA metabolic process
Cellular component (GO): peroxisome
Molecular function (GO): alcohol-forming very long-chain fatty acyl-CoA reductase (NADP+) activity
Source: RefSeq, a predicted model, not a curated record